Caenorhabditis bovis is the source of this 774-nucleotide messenger RNA. NCBI's taxonomy places the organism in Eukaryota, Metazoa, Nematoda, Chromadorea, Rhabditida, Rhabditidae. The record is from the annotation of a GenBank genome assembly.
AUGAUAAAUAAAUGUAUUCGACUGUAUCGUGUAGAUUAUCCGCAAAAAAUUGGCGCCCGUUGCGGAUUGCUUCAAUUUGAUUGCGAUCCGCUAGCAAGAACGCCGCUCUGCAUUCCAGUGUCCGCUGUGAGGGACUGCACACCAGAUUGCCCAAACAGCAGCGAUGAAUGGUGCCCGAUGGGCAAGGUCCUUUGCGAUUUGAACCUCAAAGCCAAUCAAUGCGGCAUCUGCGUUUUUCCGCAUGAAAUGACCAGCAGGUGUCUCGAUCGAAAAUGGAAACAUUUAUGCGAUUAUCAAGGAACUGUCAAAUGCGCGACGACAAUGAAUUGCGUCUUCUCGAAAUGGCUUAUGGAUGGAAAGGAUGAUUGCGGUGAUGGAAGCGAUGAAGACGUCUGCAACCGCGGACUCCUUGAUUGCGGCCGUUCGCCAGCACCAACGACGCCGAUCGCCAUCGAAACAACCACCGAAGAAGCUGAAAAUGUCACGAAACCGAAUAAAACGAUUAGCGUUGUUUAUAAAUCCCAAUGCGAUUUUGACGAAUUCCGAUGUCUCGAUGGUGAAUGCACACCGGUGGCGAAUGUUCUUGAUGGAAAAGAGGAUUGUCAAGACGGAAGCGAUGAAAACUAUUGCGAAAUGACCGAGGCGUGCGCUGAAACUGCUCGAUGCGCUUUUCAAAGGGACGUGCGCGCAUUCGGUUGUGGCUGUCCGCGGAAUUUCGAGCGCGACGAAUCCGGAAUCUGCGAGCCAAUUCCACCAAAUAAAGAGAAAUUGUGA